AUGGAAUUGGAGCGUUCAAAGGCCUCAAACGACCAGGCGGCUGAGACUAUCAAGAGAUUGACUGAGAGCAGCCAGCAGCUGCAGCAGGAGUGCUGCGAGAAGCAGAAACAGCUGGAGCAGCAGCAGCGACAGCAGCAGCAGCAGCAGCAGCAAGUGCAGUACCUGCAGCAGCAGCAGCAGCAAAGAGUGCGGGAGCUGCAGCAGCAACUGCGAGAAAUGCAGAAAUACAAAGAAGAAGCAGCAGAGAGAGCUCGCGUUGCUGAUGCUGCUGUUGCUAGCCUGAGGAGGGAGAAGACGCAGCUAGAAGGGGGUAUCUUGCUGCUGCAGCAGCAGCAGCAGCAGCUGCAGCAGCAGCACCAGCAGCACCAGCAGCAGCAACGGCACCUGCAGCAGCAGCAUCAACAACAGGUACAACAAAUGCAGAGGCAAAUGCAGCAGCAAGCGCAGCAGAUAAAGCAGCAGCAACAGUUGCUGCAGCAGCAGCAGCAGCAGCAAGACAUGGAGAAGCAAUCGAAGCAAACUCUCGCAGCAGAAGAGACUGCAACAAGGCCUUCAACAGCAGACACCGCAGGUCGUGAGGAGGAGACAGCGCGAUUGAAGGCGAGGCUUAGGGCUGAGAAUGAGAGUUUAAAAGCACGACUUCGCAAACUUGGAGGACGGCCCUGUGGGGCCCCCGAGGCCCUCCCUGUAGGUGCUGCUGCUGCUGAAGCAGCAGCAACAGCAGCAGCAACAGGAGCAGCAGCAGCAGCAGCUGCUGCUGCUGCUCCUGCUGCAGCGAACAGCCAGCAGCCUGCAGGAGGGGCCCCCACUGCUGCUGCAGAUUAUCCAUGCAGCAGCAGCCAAUUGAAAGAUGAUGCAGCAGCAGCAGAAACAGCAGCAGAAGCAUCAUCAGCAGCAGAAGCAGCAUCAGCUGGUGGUGCUGCUGCUAGUGCUGCACCAUCUGCUGCUUCUUCGGCUGCUUCUGCUUCUGCUGCUGCUGCUCCCGCUGCUGCUGCUGCUGCUGCAGCUGCUGCAGCAGAGAAUAAUACUGUUGAAGGAGGGCUUCAAGGCGCCCGGCUGCUGCAGAAAGCUGCAGCUGAAAGGAGACAGACAGCAGAGACAGCUGAGACAGCAGAGACAGCAGAGACAGCAGCCACAGACGUAGAAAGUGCUGUACACUUACUGCAGCAGAAGCAAAACGAAAAGAGAGAUGCCGCAAGCAGCACUCUGCUGCAUCAGCACGCAGACAUGCAGUUUAAAACCCAGCAGCAGCAGCAAGAGAAGCAGCAGCAGCAGCAGCAGCAGCAGCAAGCGGGACCGCCUCCAUCGACCGCCUGCCCCCAGCCAUCUGACGAUUGA
Messenger RNA from Eimeria acervulina, 1338 nucleotides. RefSeq lists its product as hypothetical. The coding region runs from base 1 to 1338 and encodes 445 amino acids. Lineage: Eukaryota; Apicomplexa; Conoidasida; Eucoccidiorida; Eimeriidae. The record is from RefSeq and is a predicted model, not a curated record. The transcript is spliced from 5 exons.